AUGAGCAUGGCGGCCACGGCCACGAGCAUCGACACCAUGAACGGCCACGCCAGCAAGCGACGCAAUGGCAAAGAUCCGCCGCCUGACGCAGACGCAGACCUGAUCGAGGUUGAGCCCAAGAACGGAACCACGGUCGAAAAGCUCAAAGCCUCGCCGCAGCGCAAAUAUCGCCACGUCGCGGCGGUGCACUCCAAGAGUCGGCCGUCCUGCCUGAGCCACGACUCGGACGCCGCGCCAAGCUUCAUCGGCUUUCGAAACCUCAUGGUUAUUGUUCUAGUUGUGGGCAAUGUCCGAUUGAUGAUUGAAAACUUGAAAAAGUACGGCGUAUUGAUAUGCCUUCGAUGCCAUUCAUACAAAAAGGAAGAUCUUCUUCUUGCUGUACUUCUCUACUUCUUGAUACCUUGCCAUCUCCUGGUCGCAUACGGAAUCGAACUAGCUGCUGCCAAGCAAGCCCGAGCAUCUGGAAAGCGCCUCAAGGCCGGAGCCCCUGCGCAACCCGAGCAUGAUCAGAAGCCGUUUCAUUCGACCUGGACGGUCAUCGCCUGGGCGCAUGGCAUAAACAUGACACUUUCCCUUUUCCUCACGACCUUUGUGGUCUACUUCUACGUCCACCACCCCCUCGCCGGCACUCUUACGGAAAUGCACGCCCUCAUUGUGUCGCUCAAGACGGCAUCGUACGCCUUUACAAACCGCGACCUUCGCCACGCCUACAUGCACCCGGCCGAGGGCCAUCUCGUCCCUGAACUCUACUCGCAAUGCCCCUACCCACGCAACAUCACCUUUGGCAACCUCAUGUAUUUCUGGUGGGCACCCACGCUGGUGUACCAGCCCGUCUAUCCUCGCACCGACAAGAUUCGAUGGGUGUUUGUGUUUAAGAGACUGGGCGAGGUGUUUUGCCUCAGCGCCUUCAUCUGGUUUGCGAGCUUCCAGUACGCCGCUCCGGUGCUGCAGAACUCUCUGGACAAGAUUGCGUCGCUGGACUUUGUCAUGAUCCUGGAACGUCUCCUCAAGCUGUCCACCAUUUCUCUCGUCAUCUGGCUGGCCGGCUUUUUUGCUCUUUUCCAGUCCUUUCUGAACGCCCUUGCCGAGGUUCUCCGCUUCGGCGACCGCUCCUUUUACGACGACUGGUGGAACAGCGAAAGCUUGGGAGGCUACUGGAGGACGUGGAACAAGCCCGUCUACACGUAUUUCAAGCGCCAUGUAUACGUUCCCAUGGUCGGUAGGGGAUGGAGCCCCUGGGCUGCUAGCGGCACCGUCUUUUUCGUUUCCGCCGUGCUGCACGAAGUGCUUGUGGGCGUUCCCACCCACAACAUUAUCGGCGUCGCCUUUUUGGGAAUGUUCUUGCAGCUUCCCCUUAUUGCCAUCACAGCACCAUUGGAAAAGAUGAGGUGGGGACAUACAGGCCGAGUUAUGGGCAACGUGAUUUUCUGGGUUUCCUUUACCAUAUUUGGCCAGCCCUUCGCAGCAUUGAUGUACUUUUAUGCCUGGCAAGCCAAGUAUGGCAGUGUCAGUCGACGGUCGGGGCUUGUGUCGCAGACUUGA
Molecule: messenger RNA, 1542 nt
Organism: Ustilaginoidea virens
Lineage: Eukaryota; Fungi; Ascomycota; Sordariomycetes; Hypocreales; Clavicipitaceae
Exons: 4
Coding region: 1-1542 (513 amino acids)
Biological process (GO): triglyceride biosynthetic process
Cellular component (GO): endoplasmic reticulum membrane
Molecular function (GO): diacylglycerol O-acyltransferase activity
Source: RefSeq, a predicted model, not a curated record